Molecule: messenger RNA, 2326 nt
Organism: Belonocnema kinseyi
Lineage: Eukaryota; Metazoa; Arthropoda; Insecta; Hymenoptera; Cynipidae
Product: arrestin domain-containing protein 17-like
Exons: 8
Coding region: 87-1298 (403 amino acids)
Biological process (GO): protein transport
Cellular component (GO): cytoplasm
Source: RefSeq, a predicted model, not a curated record
GGUAGCUACUAGCACCAAUAACCUAGUCACAAUUCAGUGUGGCGUUUCAUUCUACGCGUUUCAUUCAGUUUUCUAUUCUCUUCAAAAUGGGUCUGAAAGAAUUUAAAAUAUUCUUUAAUAAUCCUUACAAAGUUUAUUAUGCUGGAGAAACUAUUAAGGCUCGCAUUCUUGUUGUUCUAGAUUCUCCCAAAAGAAUUCGAGGUAUAACUGUUAAAAUAAUAGGAGAGGCCAACACUGAUACAAGAGAAAACCAGCGACAGCGCACUCGUUGGAAAUUAAAGUCAAAUAAGAAGCGAGACGAUUGUUCCGAUCAUGAAGUAUAUUUAUCAAUUACUUACUCAAUUUUUGAAGAUAGCUCUGAUGUAGAUGAAGAGCUCGAAUUAUCACCUGGUGAACACCUUUAUCCUUUCGAGUAUGUUUUGCCUCCAGAUUUACCCAGCAGCUUGGAAUCUGAUUUAGGUCAUAUUAGGUAUAGAGUUGAAAGUACCAUUGAUCAACCUUGGAACUUUGACGAAGCAAUUAAAGAAACCAUCACAGUUUUUUCUAACUACGAUCUCAAUACAGAUUGCAGGGCUUCGGAAUCUGUAGUGGUAGAGGGAUCUAAAACCUUUAUCACAUGUAGCUCUUUUGGCUGCUGUUAUCCUUCGCCACCACUUCUUGUGAAUUAUUCACUGCCAGUUCGAGGAUAUGUGCCAGGACAGACGAUUCCAAUCAAAGUCAAUAUUAAAAAUGAAUCGGGGGUGGAAGUUUCAUCUGUAAAAUUGUCUCUCGAAAAGUGUGUGACACAUCGUAUAAAUAGGCCUGGUUCGGACAUCAGAACUAAUUGUAAAUGGACCACAGUAGCCGAAGUUAGCACAAGCCCACUCGAACAUAAUCGAAUCGUCAGUUUUAAGCAAAUUUUGAAAGUUCCUCCCCUACCACCCUCAAAUUUAAACCACCAUCGCAUUAUUGAUGUCAAAUACUCUGUAAUAUUGGAAGUCUUCGUCAAUGGAUGGUGUCGGAAAAAUUUGAAAAUUGAUACUCCAGUUAUCAUAGGGACCGUUCCCUUAUCCAAUUAUCAGUCUUUAGCGGGACCUCCGAAACAAAAUUAUCCACGAAAGGACCCUGCGGUUGGCUGGAAUUCAGUUACUUCAGUAGAUGCUAAAUUUUCUCAAUCAGCACCUAAUUCAUCAACAUCUUCGUCUUCUGCCCCUAACAUCAUACCAAAUUCAUCCACGACCGUCGAUGCAUCUGCAGAGGAUUCCUCUUUACAAUUACUGCUCUGGAGCACCAGGAGUAUACCCUACGUGAAAUUGUAAACAUUUACCGCACCAAACAAGAAAUGUGUUAUUUCAGGUUUGUUAGCUUCCUCAGACCACAAAGAGGAUUUAUACUCUUUACAAUUUCAGUCUUAUUGCUAACAAAAACUUACAGUGAACGUUGUCUUUUGACAGUUGCUGAAGAUCCGUAAAAUUUCCGCUUGCUGUCUGGAUUCCUAUUUCGGCUGGUGACGUGUCUCCAAGCUGUUACUGCUGGUACCUGUUGAGUCGAGUGUGGCGAACUCGAUCAGUUUCUUGUAGCUAGGCAGGUGCCUCUUCCGCCUGAUUGCGAGCCUCGUUCAAUUUUAUUUUUCCUGAGUUUUCCUACUGCUAUUCUACGUAGAAUAGGCCCUACUGAAUUUCAGACACUAGUUUCAAUAGCAGUAGUAUGGCUCAAUGUUUUCGGGCUGUCCGUAGUACAGUCCGGAGUUCGUUUUUUUAUGAAUGUUGUAGAUUUUUGUUCUCUUCGUUUUCCAGGCCUCCGUCACUUAUAAGAAGGGAAAGACUUUAAUGUUUCUCUGUAGAGAAUUGCUUUCCUUCGAAGUAUUCUUUAAACGGAUCCUGGCAGGAUCGCCAAAAUGUUAUGGUGAAAAGAUUAGAACUAACUUAGCGGCCCUAAUGCCCUUUAAUAUAUAGGCUGCUUAUCUAUUCAAAGGAGAAAGCUGUGGCUAUUUACAUAUUACAAGGCAGUCACUUCAUUUUUAUUCCAUAUGGAAUGCCAAAAGUACAAAAAACAAACUUCAAAUCUGAAGUAGAGCCAUUUUGAUGGAUACAAACUACUUUAUAGGAUCAGAUUGAUUUAUUUUUUAUAAGGAUAUAAUAUUAUAUAAAAGAAAAAUAUAUAAUUUAAUAACGAACUUUACCGUGAAACUGCUGUAAUAUUGUUUUUAAUCAUGAUUUAUCACCAGCUAUGAAACAAUCGUUACUGAAAUUUCAAUAAUGAUUAUUUCAUAGUUUAAGCUGAUAAUUAUAAUAUUUGCACUCUACUUAUAUUGAUCAAGCCUUUUUCUAUCAAUGACUUUAUAGAA